Molecule: messenger RNA, 733 nt
Organism: Durusdinium trenchii
Lineage: Eukaryota; Dinophyceae; Suessiales; Symbiodiniaceae
Source: the annotation of a GenBank genome assembly
AGGAGAGAUUCGCCACCGGAAGUCUUCCUCAACGCUUGGGCCUCCGCGCUGCUCUAUGGCAAGGAGUAUCACACCAUUUUGAUGGAGAGGCUGAGGCGUUUGCUGCCCUCGGUGCUUCGAGAUCUCAGGCGCCAGCGCAAGGCGGGUUGAAAGGAGUGGAAGGCCGCGGAAGAACAGGGGCCGGUCUGCGGGGUUGUUUAAGGCUUGCCCAAAACCGGUUCACAACCAGAUAUUAGGACUAAUUACACAUGACAUAGUGGAGCAGUAGGUCACCUUCACAAAUAUAAGUCUUCUGGAUUUUCCACCCUUCUGAGAAGUUUCAUCCGCUUGUGGGACAAGACUGAUUUGUUUGGAGUCAGUUUUCACGAGUUUUCCCACUUCCGCAUGACAAGACGUCCAUGCGCUUCACACCCGUUUUCACCGCCUCAGGCCCCGGACGACUCCUCCGUACGCCUGCUGUCGAGCCCCGCCGAGCGUUGGAUGGAGGCGAGCGCUCCGAGUGCCGUACCGAAGCGGCCGAGUCCGAACGAGUCAGCUCACACGGCUCGCACGCAUCUCGGCCAGUUUCGGGGAAGUUCAGAGGAGUGGGAGUUGGGCGCACCCUUUUCCAGCAGGGCUACACCAAGACCAGGUCCGGGCGCAGUGAAGGGGUUCUGAAAAAGAACAUCUCCACCUCAGCGGCGAUAGGGUUUCGAUCUCCGCGACGUCGCAGCGCUGUUGGAGCUCCUCGGUG